AGCAGAGAAAGGAAUAGAGGCGACAAGCUAGAGCAGUUUUGGUGUUGGAGAAGGAAGGAGGAGGAAGGAAGCGCACAGAUUGUGUAACUGUGGAAUGACUAGACCUGGAUGGUCGCUGGCUGGCUGGUCGUCGUAACAUAGCCUACCUGUGGAAAUAAAUAGUGUUUUGAUCUCUAGUUAGCCGAACCCUCUCCUCUCCAUGGCGACGAGCAAGCAAGCGCCAGGAGCGUCAGGUCACAUCGACCCAUCUAGAAAGCGGGGCCAGUGGAUUUAAACCCAGUUCAGUCCAUCAGGCUGCCUAUCUAUCCACCCCAAGCGGCAAUGUCCGCCUUUUGCAUAGACCGCCACAAGUCAUCAUCGGUCGCCUCGGUUUCAGCACCACAAGAGCUGGACAGCGACCGAGCAGACGACCUGCUGGAGCCCAGCAGUAACACGCCUCAAGACGGGGAGGACUACCCGAACCACUCGCUGCUAGUAAACACUGGGCCCCGGGGUCUCGGCAUGGCUCUGGAAGAGGAGCUCGCCAUUCUAACGGGGGAGCGGGUGGAGGACUCGGAGCUGGCCGCCCUGGAAACACCUGUCAGCGGACAGGACACGGACUUACUGUCGCUCCUCCGCCAGAAGGAGAAGGACCUGGUUCUCGCUGCUAAGCUCGGCAAGGCUCUUCUAGAACGGAACCAGGACCUGACGAAGCAAUACGAUAAAAUGAACAAGGAUCUUAACGAGAGACUGGAGCAUCUGGAACAGGAGAAGCAUGAGCUGCGAUGUCGUCUGGAGAGGAGGGAGGGCGAGUGGGAGAGCCGAGUAUGCGAGCUGGAGAGCGAUGUACUUCAUAUGCAGGGGGAGCUGGAGAGGCAGCAGGCCCAGCUGCGGGAGGCCGACCGGGAGAAGGCCAGAGCCAUCGCAACACUCACCGAACACAACCAUAACCUACUGGAACAGCUGAAUAGGGCGGCGGAGGUGGAGAGGCAGUUGUCUACUCAGGUGCACUCGUUGCGGGACGACUUCCGGGAGAGGAGCGUGUCCAACACCCAGCACAUGUCCCGUCUGGAGAGCCUGCAGGCAGAGAUAAAGACGCUGUCGGAGCGCAAGAGGGAUCUGGAACGUCGUGUGAACGCCAUGCUGGAGGAGAACGCUCACCUGCAGAACACGCUGGAGAACCUGAGAGACAGAACACUCGUACUGGAGAAGCAAUGCCAUGAGAAGGACCUACAGCUUCGUCAGGGUCAGCUGGAGCUUCAGGAAGUGCGUUUGUCUCAUCGCCAGCUGAGCGCUCGACUGGAGGAGCUGGCCGACGAGAAGAGCCUCAGCCUCAGCACACACACACACACACUCACACACACACUCACGCACACACACGCCAACACACACACGCCAACACACACACACACGCACAGCCUGCUCAGCGAGAUCGAACAGAGCAUGGAGCAAGAGGAGCUGGAACAGGAGAGGGAACAGCUGCGUCUCCAGUUGUGGGAGGCAUACUGCCAGGUGCGUUCCAUUUGCUCCCAGCUCAGAGGAAAUGACAUCACAGACUCUGCCCUCUCGACGGACAGCUCCAUGGACGAAUCAUCUGAGACGCUGUCUGCUAAGGACCUGCCCACCGGCAGCCUCCACUCCAGCCUAUUGGAGCUCAGGAGACUCACCCAGAACAUACUGGACGGCAACGAGUCCACGGGUUCUCGUCGUAGUGAUGAGGAGGCACUGGAGGAUCAGGUCCGUAAGCUGAGUGAGGAGUUGAGGAGUAUGAAGGAUCUUUAUGAGAGCGAGCAAGAGAGAACACACACCAGCCAAGACGACAUGCUGCAACUACACAACCAGGUGGCGCUCCUCUCUGUGGAGGUUUGUUCGUGGCGCGAGGAGACAGAGAGACUCAGGAAGAUGGCCGACAUGCACGAACCAAACGAGCAACUGCAGAGUGCCAUAAAGGACCGAGACGACGCCAUAGCCAAGAAGAAGGCUGUGGAGAUGGAGCUAGCCAAGUGUAAGAUCGACAUCAUGUCUCUAAACAGUCAGCUGCUGGACGCCAUCCAACAGAAACUCAACCUCUCCCAACAGCUAGAAGCAUGGCAGGAUGACAUGCAGAGAGUGAUCGACCAGCAGCUGAUGGACAAGCACCAGGAGGAAUGGGACACGCCCUACUCCUUCUCCUCAGCCAAUGGGGGCUCUCGACGCACCUCAGGCUCCGCCUCUCGACGCUCCCACCGCGACAGAAGGCUCUUCUCCUUCUUCAAGAAGAACUGAGAGCCAAGAAGCGAGGGAUACAGAGAGAGAGAGAGAGGAGAGAGAGAGAGGGGAGAAGAGGGAGAGUGGUUUAACUCAAAACACAACCUCUUGCCAAAGACUGAUUGUAAAUGCACAGAAAUAAUUAAGUACAGAGGAGGAACAGAGACGGAUGAUGCAACACAAUGU
Molecule: messenger RNA, 2412 nt
Organism: Engraulis encrasicolus (European anchovy)
Lineage: Eukaryota; Metazoa; Chordata; Actinopteri; Clupeiformes; Engraulidae
Gene: bicdl1
Product: BICD family like cargo adaptor 1
Exons: 12
Coding region: 322-2244 (640 amino acids)
Biological process (GO): vesicle transport along microtubule; Golgi to secretory granule transport
Source: RefSeq, a predicted model, not a curated record